AUGCAGAACUUGGAUUUGAAACAAGGACCUUCUGGUCAUUCCAAAAGAUCUUGGCAGGGAUGCCGUCUCUCCCCACUCCUGUUUAAAUUCGUGAUCUAUGAGAUAAUGAGACGAACGCUGGAAAGUCUCCAAAACCCCGGUGUUCAAAUAGCAUGUGAAGAAAACCUUGCGAUCUGGAAUACGCAGACGACAUCGUUCUCAUUUUCUAAGAGCAGAAGUCACGAGUGUUUUUGGAUAGACUGA
Molecule: messenger RNA, 243 nt
Organism: Opisthorchis viverrini
Lineage: Eukaryota; Metazoa; Platyhelminthes; Trematoda; Opisthorchiida; Opisthorchiidae
Exons: 2
Coding region: 1-243 (80 amino acids)
Source: RefSeq, a predicted model, not a curated record